Pelmatolapia mariae (spotted tilapia) is the source of this 930-nucleotide messenger RNA. RefSeq names its product olfactory receptor 11H6-like. Gene Ontology annotation, molecular function: olfactory receptor activity; odorant binding; G protein-coupled receptor activity. The transcript has a single exon. NCBI's taxonomy places the organism in Eukaryota, Metazoa, Chordata, Actinopteri, Cichliformes, Cichlidae. The coding region runs from base 1 to 930 and encodes 309 amino acids. The record is from RefSeq and is a predicted model, not a curated record. Gene Ontology annotation, biological process: G protein-coupled receptor signaling pathway; detection of chemical stimulus involved in sensory perception of smell. Gene Ontology annotation, cellular component: membrane.
AUGGAUAAUGUGUCUAGUGUAAUACGUUUUGUUCUUUCAGGAUUUAAUGAGACAAUGAAUUUUAGCGUACCCCUCUUCUCAUUCACUUUACUCUAUUAUUGUGUGAUUUUAUUUGUCAAUAUUUCUCUUGUGCUGCUCAUUUUCUUUGAUGCAAACCUCCAUGAACCCAUGUACAUUUUACUGAGCAGCUUUUGCAUUAAUGCACUUUAUGGGACCACAGGUUUCUACCCAAAAUUCCUUUCAGACUUACUGUCAUCUUCUUAUAACAUCUCAUAUGAAGGAUGCAUACUACAAGCUUUUAUCAUGUACUCAUUCGGCUGCUGUGAAUUGUCCAUUUUAACUGUCAUGGCCUUUGACAGGUAUCUGGCUAUAUGUCGACCUCUGCACUACCACUCUUUCAUGACUAAGAGGAGGCUCUCUCAGCUGGUGUGUUUCUCCUGGCUAACACCUUUAUGCAUGUUCUCCAUCAAUAUCAUAUUAACAUCAAGAAUCAAGUUAUGUGGUAUAAACAUACAGAGAGUCUUAUGUGUAAACUGGGUAAUUGUUAAACUUGCUUGUCCUGAAGCUGACACCCUUUCAAACAACAUCAGUGCAUAUGUAAUAGUUGUCUUUUAUCUGUCUCACUCGCUUUUCAUAAUUUGGACUUACAUAUAUCUUAUUAAAACAUGUGCGAGGUCCAGCGAGGACAGGGUAAAGUUUACGCAGACCUGUGUACCACAUCUGAUCUCUUUGAUCAUAUUUCUCACUGUAAUGUCUUUUGAUUCGAUGUACUUGCGAUAUGGCUCCAGAGAUUUACCCCAAAGCCUCCAAAACUUCAUCACUCUUGAAUUUCUCAUCAUCCCUCCAGUUAUGAAUCCUCUCAUGUAUGGAUUUAAACUCACCAAAAUACGAAACAGAAUCUUGAGUUUAAUUUAUUUGAAAAGCAAAUGA